AUGCACUUGAAAAAUAAAAACGAACGCCAGCUGAACCAAAAUAUGGAGACAUCCCUGUCCAUUGAAGAAGUAUAUGAUAAAAAUGCUUUGUCUGGUCCCAUGCUAGUAGUGAGGGAUCAUAACGAGCAGUAUUAUAGAGUGUUUCACUCACGUAAACAUUUCUGGAGACACUUUGAUAAGUUACCCCAGCAUUCACAAUGUUUCUCUGAAGCAGUGUAUGAUGAUUUACCACAGUGUCCCAAAAUCCACGUCGAAUUUUCUUCCCCUUAUAGGUUCCCUUGUACUGAGAUUGUUGCUAUACUUAAGCAAAUUCUUCAUAGGAUCUUAGAAGUGUUUCGUAUUAGUAAUGGCGACAAUGAAAGGGCCCCUAAAACCCUCGAGGACUUAGUAGUCAUGGACGAAUGCGGACAGGAUAGUUCUGGUUUUUGGGUAUACUAUUUUCAUAUCCAAGCACCAUUUUUCUCUUUUGCUGACCAUAAGGAAGCGCAAAGAUUUCUUAGUAACGUGCUUCUGAAUGUCCCUCCAGAGGUUAGACUUUUCAUAAAAAAAGAUUACAGCCACCCUGUUCACUUUGUCCGAACAAUGGGAUCUACGUUUCCGGGAGAAACACUAAACAAGAAAAUAUCAGCAUACAGCAGAUUCUUGGGGACAAUAGUUGAAAUCGAUCGGAAUAGUCUCUUCGUGAAACAAUUUCCCUCCUUCUUUGUCAGCAGUGGGAAUAAAGAAAUGGGCCCGAACCAUGCUCUCGAACCGACUAAGGACUGUUUACGACAUAACAGAGGAACUACAGAGAAUUCGAAGCAACUACUUCCCAUGACCGAUGAUAAUUAUCAAGAACCACAGAUGAAAAGCACAGCUGUUGAUGCCAAUAACACGCGCCCUUUGAAUACGAUAGCGAGCAAUACGGAAUCACAUCCUGUUUCCACAGACUUUAUUCAUCAAACACUACCAGAAAACACACGAACUCCAAUGACUGCAAAGAUUUAUGUGUUGGCCGCUCUAAUCGAGAAAAGCGCCUUAUCUGCUGAUCAACGUCUCUAUAAAAUGUUUGGUGCUAUAAACUGCAUGGUUUUCUUGCUUGCACUCACCGAAACGGUGAAACGAAGAGGUGUCUACUUUUUAGACGAAGCGAAGCAUUUACGUAAGCGUUCAGAACACGCUUUCAAGAACAUGCAUGGCUGUAUUAUAAAAAAGAGUCAGAGUGCAUUGUACAACAAUCGCACUCUCCCAUGUUACAAGAGCAAAUGA
Messenger RNA from Rhizophagus irregularis DAOM 181602=DAOM 197198, 1248 nucleotides. RefSeq lists its product as uncharacterized. The record is from RefSeq and is a predicted model, not a curated record. Lineage: Eukaryota; Fungi; Glomeromycota; Glomeromycetes; Glomerales; Glomeraceae.